AUGGGUUACGAAAGUAAAUUGGUGGGCCCAGCCUUAAAAAUAAGAUCUUUCUUAGAUAAAUUUCCUAAUGUUCACAACAUUUAUGUUAUCGCUUGUGUAACAUGUUCAGCCGGUUUGCUUUUCGGGUUCGAUAUUUCGUCCAUGUCAGCUUUUAUCGGUACUUCUCAAUAUAGAGAAUACUUUGAUGCUCCAGAUUCUUCUUUGCAAGGGGUAAUUACUGCAUCUAUGGCUAUAGGAUCUAUCGUGGGAGCUUUAGCUUCAUCUUUUGUUUCAGAACCUUUGGGUAGAAGACCUUCAUUAAUUGUUUGUGGUCUUUUAUGGUCUGUAGGGGCUAUAAUUCAAGCAUCCACUCAUGGUGUUGGUCAAUUGAUCGGAGGUAGAAUUGUUUCUGGUCUCGGUGUUGGUUUUGGUACUUCCUCAGCUCCCGUUUUAUCGGCAGAAUUAUGUCCUAGACGUAUCAGAGGUGUUAUUGGUGGUUCUUUCCAAUUGGCUGUUACCAUUGGUAUCAUGGUUAUGUUUUAUAUUUCUUAUGGAUGUGCUCAAAUUGACGGUACUGCUUCAUUUAGAGUUGCAUGGGCUUUACAAAUUGUUCCAGGGGUAUUAUUGAUUUUAGGUUCUAUCUUUAUUGUCCCUGAAUCCCCAAGAUGGUUGGCCAAACAUGGAUAUUGGGAAGAUGCCGAAGAAAUUGUAGCUAAGAUAUUCGCUAAAGGAAACAGAGAAGAUCCUGAUGUUUUAAUUGAGAUUUCCGAAAUCAAAGAACAAAUCUUAACUGAUAAAGAUGCCAAAGCUUUUACUUAUGCUGAUUUAUUUACUAAGAAGUAUUUACCAAGAACCAUUACCGGUAUGUUUGCACAAAUCUGGCAACAAAUGACUGGUAUGAAUGUUAUGAUGUAUUAUAUUGUAUACAUUUUCCAAAUGGCAGGUUACAAAGGUAAUCAAUUAUUGGUUUCUUCUUCAAUUCAAUAUGUUUUGUUCGUUGUUGCAACUGUUCCAUCCUUGUUUUUGUUAGAUAAGUUAGGUAGAAGACCAGUGUUAUUAACUGGAGCUGUAGCCAUGAUGACCUUACAUUUUGCUGUAGCAGGUAUUUUAGCAACAUACGGUAAACCAGUUGAUAACAUUGAUGGUGAUGAUACCUUAAGAAUUGAAAUCCCACAAGAUCAAUCAUCAGCCGCAAAAGGUGUUAUUGCAUGUUGUUACUUAUUCGUUAUUUCCUUUGGUAUGUCAUGGGGAACUGGUAUUUGGUUAUAUUGUUCUGAAAUCUAUGGAGAUUCUGCUUCCAGACAAAGAGGUGCUGCUGUUUCAACUGCUUGUAAUUGGAUUUUCAAUACUGCUUUGGCCCUUUUUGUUCCUUCGGCUUUCAAAAAUAUUACCUGGAAAAGUUAUAUCAUUUUUGGGGUAUUCUGUGCUGCCAAGUUUAUCCACGUAUUCUUCUUCUUCCCAGAAACUAAAGGAAAGAGAUUAGAAGAAAUUGGUAUGAUGUGGGAUGAAAAAGUUCCUGCUUGGAGAUCAUCCAAAUGGGAACCUAAUGUUCCUGUUUUGGGUGACGAUGAUUUGGAAAAGGAAAGAAUUGAACAUUAUGAAGGUUCAGGUUCUAGUGACGAAGGUCAUUAA
Yamadazyma jaroonii is the source of this 1611-nucleotide messenger RNA. The record is from the annotation of a GenBank genome assembly. Lineage: Eukaryota; Fungi; Ascomycota; Pichiomycetes; Serinales; Debaryomycetaceae.